AUGGCAACUUUAAAAUGUACGAAAAAAUAUUUUGCUCGUCACAAGUCAUGUUUUCUUCGUCCUGAUACUGGACCUUGUAGAGCUGAUAUUAUUCAAUGGUAUUUUGAUGUGAGGAAGACAAAAUGUUACCGUUUCUUUUGGGGUGGUUGUCAGGGUAAUGGAAACAGAUAUGAAACUAAACAAGACUGUGAAAACUACUGUGUAUUGAACACAACAUAUUCUCAAAAAAGGAUACCAUACUUUUGCUCCUUAACAUUUGACUAUGGAAGCUGUUUUGGUUACUUUAAUCGCUGGACCUGGGAUGCUUUAUCUAAGACUUGUAGACGCCGCCUGUAUUCAGGAUGUGGGGGGAACCAAAACAAUUUUCAGAGUCGGGAUGAAUGCUUGUCCACUUGCCUAAACCCACCAAACAAUACUCUUGAAAGAGGUCAUUUGCAUACUACUUGUAUUCCUAUUGAAAUUCAA
This is a messenger RNA of Brenthis ino (lesser marbled fritillary), 465 nucleotides long. Lineage: Eukaryota; Metazoa; Arthropoda; Insecta; Lepidoptera; Nymphalidae. The record is from the annotation of a GenBank genome assembly.